Dermatophagoides pteronyssinus (European house dust mite) is the source of this 916-nucleotide messenger RNA. RefSeq lists its product as uncharacterized. NCBI's taxonomy places the organism in Eukaryota, Metazoa, Arthropoda, Arachnida, Sarcoptiformes, Pyroglyphidae. The record is from RefSeq and is a predicted model, not a curated record.
AUAGUGUACGAUUUUAACGAAUACGAUCAUCAUAGUUAUUACGGAAGAAGAAUUCAGUGGACGAUUUUAUUAUAUCAUCUGUUUUUACGACCACGUUUUUACGCUUAUUUAUUGUAUUUAUUAACUAAUGGUUACGACACGUUCCGGAUACGAUACGGAUAUGACACCGGAAGAAAUUAAAGCCGAGAUCAAACGGAUCAAGGCAGAAAUUCGGUUGGCGGAAAAUAAGAUCAAGGGUUUGGGCGAACUCGAAGAUCAUCAGGAUAUGAAACGUUUAAGCAACGAAUAUUACCGGUUGUGUAACAAAAUAAUCGAAAGCAACGCCCUAUCGAUCGCUGAAGAGAAAGAGUUCGAUAGCUUUAAACCAAUAAUCGAUGAUAUCUUACGAAUAAGUUCUGGUUUCGCUAUUAUCAACAAUGGGCUAAACCGAUUACGGAAAAAAGAAGCCAUCGAUCACGAUAAUAAAAUUACGCGGAAGAAGCUUGAUGAUAUGAAAGUCGUGGUCAGCUGCAUCCCGAACAUGGAAGAACAAUUGGUGGAAUUGGAGCGACAGUUUAUAUUGUUAUCGGUCGAACAGGACGACAAAAAUGAUGUUGCUCCAAGUGAAGGAACCACUGAUGCGGCCACAACAUCAUCAAGUAAUCAAACAUCAUAUAAUGAAGCUCAACCAUUUUGGUGGGAUUAUGGUUUCCAACCACGUACAGGUCCAAAGAUUGAAGCGAAACGAUUGAAAAAGUACGAUGGUGAUCCAAUUGGAUAUCCGGUAUUUCGAAAGACGAUAUCGCAUUAUCUAAUUAAUAAUCCACAGUUACGAGGUAACCUGAACAAGCUGAUGGAAGUCCGUGAUUUGCUUCCUGAGAAACACCAAUACAUCCUCGAUCGCGUAGAUCAGCAAAACCGUUGGACGUGUUCUUAG